AUGGCGACCGCCACUUUCUCGAACGCCUGGUCCAAGUAUGCUGAUCUCCGGCUUACACAACAACGCCUCUCUACGCGCAAUCCUCUUCUGCAUUCCACUGCUGGACAGCCUGAGGGAUCUGUGCGUGGGUCUAAGUCGACGCGUCAGACGCCCGGCAAGGUCGAAAGUGAGACUGAAACCGGGGCAGAAGAGGAUAGGAGCUAUGAAUUAGAGGAGGAAAGAGAGGAGGCAGAGGCGGAGGAUGAGGAUGAGGAAAAAGAAGAGAACGAGGAGGAGGAGAGGGUAGAGGACGAGGCGAGAUUCCAUACCGGCUCAAGUCGACCGCUUGCUUUACCGAGACCGAUUCAGCUGAAGCCUCAACUUGUUCCUAGGGCUCCAGGCGAACCCAAUACGAGAGUGCUCGUCUCCAGUUCGAGUUUGAUGGUGAGCGGUAGACUGGAUGGCCCCAGUUCUUAUGUUAACGAUGAUACUUAA
Molecule: messenger RNA, 474 nt
Organism: Protopolystoma xenopodis
Lineage: Eukaryota; Metazoa; Platyhelminthes; Monogenea; Polystomatidea; Polystomatidae
Source: the annotation of a GenBank genome assembly